Helianthus annuus (common sunflower) is the source of this 1631-nucleotide messenger RNA. RefSeq names its product acyl-CoA thioesterase 2. NCBI's taxonomy places the organism in Eukaryota, Viridiplantae, Streptophyta, Magnoliopsida, Asterales, Asteraceae. The coding region runs from base 123 to 1406 and encodes 427 amino acids. The record is from RefSeq and is a predicted model, not a curated record. The transcript has 17 exons. Gene Ontology annotation, molecular function: fatty acyl-CoA hydrolase activity. Gene Ontology annotation, biological process: fatty acid catabolic process; acyl-CoA metabolic process.
CCACCUUCCAUUCCAGCCAUUUUAUAAGCCAUAGUGGAGAGGACACCGGUACGUUCUCCAUUGACCAUUUCCUCCUCAAUUACAUAUACACUACAACUGUGACCUUCUUUUCAAUUCAAAAUAUGCAUUCUGAAGCAGUUAUCGAGUUUCUAGGCGACGUGCCGGUGCUCCAGAGACUUCCGAGCUCGUCUGUUAGAGAUAUUGCUCAACAUGUUGUUGUUAAACACUACAAUCCUGGUGAGUGCGUUUUCCAAGAAGGGGAACCUGACGGCGGAAUUUACUUUAUUCUGGAGGGUGAGGUCGAGGUAUCCCGUUCAUUUUAUGCAGAUAACCAUGAUUCUGAAGUUUUCCGGUGGGGAAAAUUUGAUCACUUCACGCAAAUCUAUUUUGCAGGUGAAUCUGAUAGGCAGGAAAAUAUAAUUGCAUUGACUAAGGUACUGACCUGCUUAAUGCUACCAAACAAAUAUAGUCCCUUGAUGCAUCCAUAUUCAGUUUGGAGUGCGGAUGUGAAUCUUAUGACACGUGCAUCUGCGGAACACAUAUUGUCCGUGGACCCACUGGAUGUAAACACAUUCAGAGGAAUCACGUUGAUAGGCGCCCCAAAAUCUGGUAAAGUGUAUGGAGGGCAGUUUAUGGGACAGGCGCUGGCUGCGGCAUCCAAAACUGUUCAUUUUCACAAGAUUUUGCAUAGCUUUCAUGCUCACUUUCUUCUUCCUGGGGACGUAAAUAUUCCGAUCAUAUAUCAAGUUGACCGACUAAGUGAUGUGCCUAAUAUCGCUACAAGAAGGGUGAACGCAUUACAAAAAGAGCGUGUUGUCUUCUUUUUGAUUGCUUCCUUUCAUAGGGAAGAAGAAGGAUUUGAUCACCAAGAAUCAACAAUGCCUUCUGUGCCUGACCCAGAAACGCUUUUGCCAGAGCAUGGAUUAGAAGAGGGGGUUAAGCUUCCACGUCACCAUCCUAGAAUCGGAGUUCCCACCUCAACAUCUGUCCCGUGGCCUACAGAAAUCAGGCCGGUGGAUCCUAAAAAGUAUACUCGCUACACUACACGGCCUCCGAGUAUCAGUUACUGGUUGAGAGCAAAAGGUAGACUUCCUGAUGACCAAGCUUUGCAUAGGUGUGUAGGAGCAUACUUCUCAGAUCUACUAUUUAUUCAAAUCAGUCUGAAUCCACACCGUAAAGUGGGCGUAUUCCCAUCUUCUAUUAGUCUGGACCAUUCGAUGUGGUUUCACAGAGAUUUUAGAGCAGAUGAGUGGUUGUUAUAUGUGAUUGAUAGUCCCACUGCUUAUAAUGCACGAGGCUUUUCUCGUGGUCAAAUGUUCAACAGAAAAGGAGAGCUUGUUUUGUCAGCAAUGCAGGUUGGCGUAGUAAGAAAACUAAAGCCACCAACGACUACAUCGAAGCUAUGACUCCGUCAUGUACGUCGUAUAUCCAUCUGUUGUAUGUUCCACUGGAAUUAUUCAUAUGUUCUAUUGAAAUUACUCAUGUAUACAUCUGUUGUAUGAUCCAUUGAAAUUCGGGUUGGUUAUGGAGGCUGAAAAAAGAAAAAAAAACAUGUAUAUGGGUGAUUGAUUAAAUCAGCAAACAGAUAAUAACUUUAAGUUAUAUGACAAUUCUCAUUUUCUUUUGGCAAA